AUGGGAGAUGAUAUUAUGAAAUAGGGAAUAGGAAAUUAUAAGGGUCUUAUGAUAUGUACAAGGCCUAAUGAUAAAAUAUAAUAAGCUGUAGAUAGACCAUUUGUCUCAAGAGUUGAGGCUUAAGAGUAGCUUGGCUUAAACCCAGCUCCUAGAAUAUAAAUGAACAAGCCAAUUAAAAGAGUUCAUUAUGUAUUAUCAAAGCAUAAGCAAUGGCUUGAAGGAUAUAAAAGAACUAUUAGGGAUUAAAUUCAAUCUAAAAAUUAAUAAUUUUUAGAUAAAAUAGAUAGAUAGGAUAGACUGAGAUAAUAAUCUAUUAACUUGAUAAACAGAAGAAGAGAACAACAUUUAUAGUAGAGUCAAUAAGCAGACUUCUAAACUUAAAGCUAAGCUAAUUAGCAUCAAUUUGAAAACUAGUCAUAAAAUUAAUAUAAUAAUAAUCAAAGCUAUAAUGAUAAUAGCAUAGAUAUCAAUCCAGAUUAGUUAGAAAAAAUACUAAGUGAACCAGUUUAACAGAAAUAUGAGCAUGAAUAAUAAUAAUAGUAAUAUAAUCAUAUAUAAAAAGCAAGACCAUAAACUAGUGCCUUAAAGAAAAAUAAAAAAGAAAAACCUGCAUGGGCAAAAACUGAAAAGUAGCUUGAAGAAGAAGAUAAUUAAGAGUGUGAUGAUCUACUUAAUUUUGCUAGUAACUUAGAUUAUGACAAAUAUAUAAAUGAUCUUGAGGUAUAAAGUAUGGUAAAAGCGAUAAAAGAUAGAGUUAGUGAAUUAAAAACAAAUCCUUCAAUUUACGAUUCAUAAGUUAAAACUGAUAAAGAAUAAUAAGCUUAAAAAAUGAAAGAAUAUAUGGAUUUAGUUGACGAAAAAAGAACUAAUAAAGGAGAAAAUAAUGUUAAUAAUGAAGGCAAAAGUAAUGCUUCUGCUAAAUCCAGAUUAACAAUGCAAAGCAUAAAAGAAACAGUAGAAAAAAUUAAAAACGAAAGUAAAGAAGAAUGGGAUAAAUCAACUACAGUAGGAGAGUAAAAAUAUAAAUCUAACAUAGAAGAAAAGUUAGUUAAACAUUUGGCAGACGACAUCCUUAAGAACAAUAAAUAUUUAAGAGGAAUUCAUUCUACUAAUUCAAUCAAAUAAAUUCUAAUAGGAGAAGCUAAAAAACAUUUUGAAGAUAAUAAAUCUCCAAAUGCUCAGCUGGUUUGA
This is a messenger RNA of Tetrahymena thermophila SB210, 1191 nucleotides long. RefSeq lists its product as hypothetical. NCBI's taxonomy places the organism in Eukaryota, Ciliophora, Oligohymenophorea, Hymenostomatida, Tetrahymenidae. The record is from RefSeq and is a predicted model, not a curated record. The transcript is spliced from 8 exons.